Molecule: messenger RNA, 1668 nt
Organism: Misgurnus anguillicaudatus (oriental weatherfish)
Lineage: Eukaryota; Metazoa; Chordata; Actinopteri; Cypriniformes; Cobitidae
Source: RefSeq, a predicted model, not a curated record
UAUGGAGUUGAUUUCUCUUCCUCUAGUUCUCUUGCUGAUUUUAAACAUCCAAUCUGAACAAACUGAAGGAUGGACCUGGUGGCCAACUCCAUCCAACCCUACUGGAGACACACUUCCUACUUUACAAUACAGUGAAACACCACCAAUGACAUCACUACAUGAAUGGACCUGGUGGACUACUUCACCCACCACUACUGAAGACACAUUUACUACUUUACAAUACAGUGGAUCACCAGAAAUGACAACAGAGGAUAGACCAACAUUUCAAGUGUCUGUUUGGCCUGAUGAUCAUGUAUUCAGAGGAGAAACUGUCAAUCUCACAUGUGUCAUCAAUGGAGGAGGAGUCAGGAGGUGGCAGUACAGCUGGUAUAAAGAUUAUCCAACCAUCCAGAAGAAUAAACGUCAGUAUUACACAAUCAGAUCUGUUACUGAGUCUGACGCAGGUAAAUACACAUGUAAAGGAACAGAGAUCAGAGGAUCACGAUACUCACUCAUCAGUAAUGCAGUUACACUGACAGUAUCAGUUUUAAGUGUUUCUCCACAGCAGUGGUUGACUGAAGGAGAUUCAGUGACUCUGAUGUGUGAGGUUAUAAAAUCAUCUACAGGCUGGACAUUCAGCUGGUUCACUGUACAGAAUCCCUCCUCAGACAGCAUUAGAGGAUCUAAAGGCAUCUACACAGUGAGUUCAGUGACUGUGAAGCACACAGGAGUUUAUAUGUGCAGAGCAGAGAGAGGAGAUCCAGUCUAUCACACAGAGUACAGUAACACACAAACACUGUGGAUCACUGGUGUUUCUCCUUCAGUCUCUCUGAUCAUCAGACCCAACAGAUCUCAACACUUCUCAUCUGAAUCUCUCUCUCUGAGCUGUGAGGAUCACAGUAAAUCUACUGGAUGGACAGUGAGAAGAUACACAGACAAACUGAAACCUUGUUCAUCAUCGGCCUAUCAAUCAGAACCAGAAUCUACAUGUACAAUCAGAUAUCUCGACACAUCUGAUACUGGAGUGUACUGGUGUCAGUCUGAAUCUGGAGAGAAACUUCAUCCUGUUAAUAUCUCAGUACACUAUGUUGAUGUGAUUCUGGACAGUCCUGUUCAUCCUGUGACUGAAGGAGAUCCUCUGACUCUACACUGUUUAUAUCGACUUAACCCCCAAACUAAAUUUCAUAAAGAUAAAUCAGUGGUGCAGAGUCAGAAUAAAGACAACGUGAUGAUCAUACCUUCAGUCUCAAAGUCACAUGAGGGUUUCUACUACUGUGAACACACAGAUAGAGGAGAGUCUCCGGAGAGCUGGAUCUCAGUCAGAGAAGCUCAGGUGAAGAUGUCUGGACUCAAGAUUUUCAUUUUUCUGCUGGCAGUUUGUCCAUAUCUGAUAGCAACAGCCGUGCUGGUUAUCAAAUUCUACAGAUUGAAAGUUACUCGCUCAUCUGUUGAAGAUCAGUUGCAGUAUGCAGUGAGAGAAGAUGAAACAUCAAUUUGAUAUGAACGUGUUGUGAGUGCAGUCAAGCAUCAGUCUGUAAUCUAUCAAGAGCUGCGUUUAAAUGGACAAUUGUAAAUGUUUUUUAAAUGUUUUUAACAUUUUUAAAUGUUAAAUCCAAAAGAAAAUGCUCCAUGUAAACAACUCAAUCAAAAUAAUAAGAGCCAAACUGAUUAAAAAUGUUUGUAAACACA